Molecule: messenger RNA, 3367 nt
Organism: Symsagittifera roscoffensis
Lineage: Eukaryota; Metazoa; Xenacoelomorpha; Acoela; Convolutidae
Product: zinc finger protein basonuclin-2-like
Exons: 4
Coding region: 1667-3367 (566 amino acids)
Biological process (GO): regulation of DNA-templated transcription
Cellular component (GO): nucleus
Source: RefSeq, a predicted model, not a curated record
GCAACAUAGCGUCUACGUGCUAGUCUCAGUUCCUGUCUUUUUAGCGUCCGCAUUUCAGCUCCGGAUUGUCUGUUGUCUGUACUUUCAGGAAUUAGGUCUCUGUAGUCUCGAUUUUUCCUCCCUUUUGCGAGUAGCAUUUUAUCAAUGUUCAGUAAAGGUAUAGAUACCAAGUUAUGUUUAGUGUAUCACUACAUGUCAUUUUGGAGGCGGUUACAAUAACACGAUAUAUUAUGUAUGUCAUAGAAAGAUUUCACACCGCAAAAUUUAAGACUUACCAAGUCAAUUCUAGUCACGUCAUUUUACUAGUCACGUCAAAGUGAGUUCGCAGUCGCAUGUUUAACUCACUAAGUCACAUAUUUACUGCACUUCAUUAUUCUCUUCACAAAAUCACAAUUCUCAAAACGCAAUCACGCGUCGUCCGUCCUUCGAUUUGGCAACGAAACGAGUCAUAAGCCAUCACAUUUAGCCGCAAUUUCAAUUUUAGCAACAACAAAAUCACUGUUUGCCACCAUUAACGUCAGUCGCAUCAUCGAAAAAUCACACACAAAAUUCAAUCCGUACGUCGAACAUUGGUGCAAAAGAAGCACGCGCUUGCGUAGUCCAAUUUUUACCGUGUUGUCUUCAAUUCCCAUAUUUCACAGAGCAAUGCGACUUAUCUAACUUACUUUUCCUUACUGUUAGCUUAUUUUAUCUGAAAUGUGAGAGCGAAAAUUUUCAGCGUCUUCAUCAAAUUUACUACACGCAAUUUACUGCAGCGCAAUAAAAACAACAAAAAUAUAGAAAAAAGGAGGCAAAAACAUUUCUGCGACAUUUUUAGCGUUAAAAAAGAAGGACGAAAAUUGCUUGAAAAUGAAAAGUGUAGUCAGGUGAAACUUCAGUUGGUGCGAGUGGUGUUUAUUUUUGACAACAGGAACUCACAGAUUUCGUUCCUUUCCUGUCGCUUGGGCCAAUCAAUGCGACAGGAAGAGCCUUUUUCCUUACUUAUGCACAAUAAUCACAGCCUUCUAAAUAACAGAAGAAUAAAGCAGAGGCUCAUUUGUGAUAUAACUCCAUAUCUUGUCUUGAGCUGCAUAUGUGGUUGGUGCGUUGUCUUGUCUUGUCACAUUUCGCCUAUUGACAUUUUUGACAUUUGGCCUAGCAGCGCAACACACUUCCUUAUAGAGCAUAGCGAGUCCACACACGUGAACACAAUUGCCAAACACACACAGACGUUUCCUGUCCCGAUUCUUUUCAUGCUUCCCAAUUGAUUUCUUUCCCGCACACACUAAUACUGACUGACUCAGUCAAUCACAGCAGCUCAAAAGGGCUCUCUUGUUUUCCACAAUUACAGACAACCCGCCCGGCCGGGACAGCCAAGCAGGACCGACCUUACAUUACGCCACACACAACAUAGAGCUUUGUGGUGUCGUAAAAUUAGCUUUUCUUUUACCACACAUUACUUAUUCAGAGCCCGAUUCGACACCCAAUGCAAAUUGCGUGGGUCUGCAUUACUCGCAAGGAAAUUUAACUCCACUGAAAAUACAGAUUUCUUGAAUGCAUUUUUGUCGGUUUCGUCUCCAGAAAUUUAUGUAACUUCAUAAACUGACACAAAUUGAGCUCGAAAAGUCUACAUAGUCCUGACGUUUCAAAUUAUUAUUAUCAAAUUGUAUUUUGAAACAGUACCCAAAUGAAGUUUGACGAUCCUUCUCCUUCUAAAGGUCAGAUUUCUCCUCGUGGUGGGUCAACUCAGGCGCAAAUUAACACAUUACGGUGCACAGUGUCGUCUUGCGCAUGCAGACAUUUCACACCCAGUGCGAAUAAUCAAAGAGAGUGCACGAAUUGCAGUCACGGUUGGAUUCCACACGCUGAAGAUAAACUGCAUCACGGAAUUUCGGAUUUGGUGCAGACUCCUCAGCCUGUCAAUGUGGAUGUCGUAUUUGAUGUUGCGUCUUUAAUUCUCUACGGGUCGCAGGCAAUCCCGAUAAAACUGAAGAUUUUGCUCGACAAGUUGCUUGCAAGAUUGCAACAUAGUGAAGUUCUACAGGUGAUUUAUUCGCUGGCGUGGACAUAUGAAGACUACGUUCGCGGUUACAAAUACAAGGAAGGUCUCUUGACUCUCAGCUCUUGGAUACUUCCUAAUCAAGAUGAAGAAAAAAUAAUCCUUCGGCACUUCGCUAAAUUCCCAGAGACCCGAGAUGUUGCCAAUAAGUUCAUUCAAGUUUUGGAAGAUGGGAAGAAACAUCAGCCUAAUUCCGAAGAAGCUAGAAGCGUUUAUCAAUCAAAGUUACGAGGAAUCAUCGCUUCGAUGCCAAGCAGCAUCGGGACACCAAGCUCGCAUGUACCGCCAGUGCAAAGUCCGGUGCUGUUUCACGCGAUGUCGGGGGACAAUAAGUCGCCGUCACAUUUUUCGCUGAGGGGUCCUCCCGGAUUGAUGCAGCCGUCGAUUAGCCUGCCGACAAAGACAACCCAGAUUGUGAAUCCUGUUCCGAAAAUCACGCAGCCCUUUUCUGAUUUCUCUCCGAGAAUUCAGUCACGACAAACGAUAACGAUCAAUCAGAAUGAAGAAAUCAUUGAGCCUCAAUCGAUGGCCUUGCAGAGUAAAACUUCGCCCGCGAGGUCCCGACCUCAAAAUCCGAGUCCAGCUCUAUUCACCUGUACAAUCUGUAAACGAACAUUCCGAUCACCUCUGAUGUUUAAACUGCACAAGAACCUCCAUGCCAAAGAUGCGAACAAUUCGGUAGUUUUGAAACGAAAACCGGGAGCUGUUCAAAAGAAACCAAGUUCUGUUUUUGCGACAAACUUCGAAAAUGUUUCUUUCGGGGAAAUGGAAUCACAAGGGAGCUCUUCGCAACCACAAACCACAGCGGACGGAAUUUUAUCGAAAGUGACUGAGCGAAAAUUAGUAUCAAACAAUGAGCUUCAGAGUCUUCAGAGCUUAGUUGCACACUUGGAAAAGAACAGUUCUCAAUCUAAGUCCAAUGAUAGUGCGACAACCGGAAGACCAGGUGCUCAAAAAAGCCCGCUGAAAUGUCCAAAUGUCAAAAUAGGACAUGAUGUAAUUUCAUACCCUCCAAACGCGUCCCUGGAGAUUGGACCCGGUGGCACUAUGAUUCCGACCCUGAACUGCAAAGCCACAGCAAGUCCAACGAGCACAACUGGAUCAACUAGCAUUGCGUCCAACUCAUCUCGUGACUCGAGUUCAAAUGAGUCCAAAAGUGGGAAUCCUUCGCUGGAGUUUGACCUCGAGGUUCCGGUGUUUGCUGAGACGAUGGAGGGUCUUAUUUGUGGAGUUUGUCACAAAACGUACAAAAACAAGACCUGCUUGAAGCAGCACUUUAAUAAUGUCCAUUUAAGACUGCAGCAUUCAUGCUGGAUCAAAGGUCUGUAG